CUUGCUGGUGCUUGGGCUUUUGCCCCACGCGUCUUAGUAACCCGCCAGCUGACUCGAACAGAGUAAAUACUGACAUUGGUUGGCUCGGGUGACGUCAUCGAAUCGUAUCGACCAAUACCACGGUCGGAUGUCGUUGGAUCAUCUCAACUUGGCACGAGUCCUGCUACAUGGUAGUUUGUAGUUUAUCGCGUGGUGCGCUCUGUUCAGUACCAAGAACUCUUUUCGAACUUUGGAAGUGUUCGUUUUUGAUCUCAUAUUUUAAAAACUUUUGAAUUUUCACUGAGGCGUCAACUUAGUAGCGGCGAAACGCGUUGUUUUUGGUGGUUGUGAUCAAAAUUUAGUUUUUUCUUUAUUUCCUAUACAAGUUAUGUGAUUGGAAAUUUUGUUCUACGGAAAACUGGGUUAUCCGCAUUAGCAACGUAGAGAAGAAGAAGUUUGAGUGCAUGAACAUAUUAAUUACCUGGCAUGUCACUGGUAUCGUUGGAUUAUUGAAAAACAACCGCUCCUAUCUGCACAGCUAUCCAAAUCGUCGAUAUCGGCGAUUAUUGUCCUGUAUAAUCAACGUUUUUAAUUCAGCGGUUCAAAAUUGCUGCCAUGGGUCGCAAAAAAAUACAAAUAUCAAGAAUUACCGACGAACGGAAUCGUCAGGUAACAUUCAACAAGCGCAAAUUUGGAGUAAUGAAGAAAGCAUACGAAUUGUCCGUGUUGUGUGAUUGUGAGAUAGCGCUAAUCAUCUUCAGUAGUAGCAACAAGCUGUACCAGUAUGCCAGUACGGACAUGGACAAGGUUCUACUUAAAUACACAGAGUACAACGAGCCCCAUGAGUCACUUACUAAUAAAAAUAUUAUCGAGGCACUUAAUAAGAAGGAGCAUAAGAACGGAGUUAUGAGUCCUGACAGCCCAGAACCUGAGACUGAAUAUCAACUGACACCACGGACAGAAGCCAAGUACAGUAAAAUAGACGAAGAUUUUCAGAUAAUGCUACAACGGAAUCAAAUGAACGGACAAAGGGGUAGUAUGAGUUCUUCAAGUUAUAAUACACAACCGGUAUCAGUACCUGUAAACAUAAACUACAGUGAUUCUGGUCUUCUCCAAUCUAGUCCACAGAUGGCUCAUACUAGUAUUAGCCCUCGUCCGUCUUCAUCCGAAACCGAUUCCGUUUACCCUAGUGGAGGAAUGUUAGAAAUGAGCAAUGGUUAUCCGAACUCUGCCUCUCCAAUGGAGGGAUCUCCAUCACCUGGACCCUCCCCCGGUCCGGGUCUUAGCACGUCCAAACAACAUCCAAAACAGCAUUCGCCAGGACCAAGAUCUAAUCUUCGAGUAGUUAUACCAACACCUUUGGGACCAAGUAUUACCACAGAUGAAGUUUCUUAUACAGAAAACCCUGGUUUAUCUAGUUAUCCGAGCGCCUUGACAUCUUUUGGAGCUCAAGAUUUUAGCAUGGGUUCAGAUAUUAGUCUGGCAUCGAUGUCUUGGAGCCAUCAGAUACCUACGUCUCUCACACAUAAUACUUCAUGCCUUCCCCACCUUGCAGUUUCUAGUAGUACUCCUCCGCCUACUUCGUCAUCCCCGCUUCCUGUGAAGAUUAAGAGUGAACCUAUAUCACCUCCCAGAGAGCAUCACCCGCAUCUGACUACAGCCGUCCACCAUUCACAUGUUCAAACGUUAAAUCUGACCCACAGUCAUCACCCUCGACCUAGUUCGGCUGGACAUAUAACACCUACACCUAGAAGUGUGACUCCUACCAAUCUGCCCUCCCCUACAGGAACUACGAGCAGUGGUACAGACUACAGCGAUUCAGUGCAGAUGCAUAAACGGCCCAGACUUACGGACUGGCCGUCGUAGAGCCAAUUGCUUUUAUCACAUAUUCUCAACUUCGUAGGACACUAAGUGCCAUAGUGAUACACUAUAUUGUGGAUAAUUUGACUAUAGUGUUACUGUUUCAAUUGCCAAUUAUCAUCAUUCAUGUGAUAAACUACGAGUCUUGUAGAGCAAUUCAUUAUUAAUAUUGCUGAACUGAGAAAACUUUAUAGUGAAAAGAAUUUUUGUAGAGAGAAUAUAAGGUUUUUACAAGGAUUCAGAGUGUGUGUGCGUGGUGAAUUUCAAACAUCUGUAAAGUACAUACUCUACUCUCGAGUCAACACAACACAUGUACCACUAUAUAAGUAGGUACGAUUUUUUUUAUUAAUUAUUCUUCAAUUUUUUUAGUCAUUUUCUGAGUCAUCGAAUCACUAGACUUGGAAAUCAAAUCUCAUAUUUGCGACCUUUUAUAAUCUGCUCAUUGUAUCAUAUUUAUUAAGAAUUCUUUCUCUUAUAAAACUUAUCACAAAUUUCUUAUUUUGUAGAUAUGUAACUUAUACAAUAUGCCCAUGCCUUACACAAAAGAAGCCUAGUGGGAAAAUCACCAACAAUAUUAAAAAUUCUUCUCACAGGAACACGCAAAUCAGUAGCUAUAAAAAUAGCUAGAUACAUAUUCAUAUAUAGUAGUGAAAGGGUAGCCUUUGCUGACAAGUUAUAAACAGAAACGUAGCAUGUUUGUUGGGGUAGCAGUACAAAAUAAGCAAUCACGCGUACUCGUUAAAAUGUUUAUUCCAAGUUUUCGAGUGUGUAUACACUCAUCGUCAGGGAAAAAUUACAUAAAUAAUAAAUUACAAUUAAUAUUAAAACAAUAUGUAUCUAGUACUUUUUGAGGUUAAGUCAUUGUGGGUGUCUUAUGGUAACAUUGGUUAAAAAGACAUAUGUCUAAAAUCAUUGUUUACACUUAAAAAUACUACAAAACAGUUUAUUGAUAGCUUUGUUCGCGGAGGUGGUCCCUGAUUAGUUUUCGACAGGUUUCGGACCAAUUAGGGACUAUCGUGCGCACUGACAUGGUUAGUUAUUAGUUUACAGGUUUCAAUUCUCCGCAAACCAUUUUGGGACAUUUCUUACUGUUUCUAACCUCAAAAUACACAAACAUUUCUAACCCUACCAAACAGUAUCUUAUGGUUUUGCGCAUGCGAAUCAGUGAUGAUGAGUGUAUACCAACAUACUCGAAAGCUUGGGAUAUAAUUUUCAAUGUUACAUACAUUACAUCAUUAAAAAAGAUUCUAAAACGCAUUUUGUUUGAAAAAUCGUAAAAUUUAAACGAAAUGAAAAAAUUCAAAUCUGGGAAUAUUAAAUUAGUGAAAACACUGAUUAAUUUUGCUUUGUAGCUGUUAUUGACAAAUGUGUUGUCAACCAUCGGCCAUUUUCCUACUAGACUCCUUCCACAGAUAUGUGGAGCAUCCUGUGUAUUACUGAUUAUCUAAACUCUUAUUAUUUUAUAUUUCGAAAAUAUAAAAUAUCUAAUGAGAAUUGGAUCACAAUUUUAAUUGAAAAUACGUUUAGAUUUCAAUUUCGGAAAUGUAAACGUCAAAUAUAACUUAUUUUCAAUUAAAAAUAUGGUUAAUUCGCAUUAAAUCCAGUAGAUAACAUAGAGAUGUCACAAGAAAUUAGUCUCAGAACAAUGUUGAAAAAUAUAGUUGAAAUUAACACGCUGGAGUCAGUUUUCAUACUAAGACAGUGUAAAUAAGCACGCUUAUAACUUUUAGGUACUAACUUUUUGCUAAAGUAGAUAUUUUAUCCAACUAAAGAAAGUCUUUCAGUUUUAAUUUUUUUUUAUUUUUCACUAAACUAUUGGCCAGUUUUUUUUUCGUUGUUAGAGUUAUAUUUGUUGUAAAGUAUUUUGAAUUUAUCAGUUUACAAAAUCGUGAUAAAUUAGAAAACUUACAUAUUUUCUGUAUAUUAAUUGAAAAGUAAAUUUAGUAGAAUUAAACUGUUUAGUUUAAAUGUCUAAAUUUCAAAAACAAAUGUACAUACCACAAAAAUUUCAAUUAGGUUUAAAUUUUAAAUUGGAAGAUGAAGGGAAAGAAUUCUUGUGUUUGUUGAUUCCUAAUCAUAUUUUAUUAACAGAACUCGUUUUGAUUGUUAGUAUUUUAUUAUUGUAUGUAAAACACAUACACAAUUGGAAUAUGUAUAUUAUAUAAAUAUAUUUUCACCAUUUUAACCAUACUCUAUAUAAGCAAGGCUACCUCUAGUGUUUAAAAUGCAGCUUGAUCAUUAAUGUAGGGUGCAGUAAUUAUUAAUAACGGUAUUUUGUAUAUGCUAUAUUUAAGGCAACUGAAUGAGUGCCUUGUGGAUUGAUUUAUUGUCGGAUGAACAGUAUUUUUCUUUGGGUGCUAUCUUCACUUCAAAGCAAUGCUACCUCCCAAGACUUUCAGCUCUAGAUGCAUACAUGGCUAUUGCCUUAAAGAUCGAGAUAAAUAAGUCAAUAACUGUCUAGAAUGCAUUUACCACCAAUAGGCCUUUUCAUCAUGUGAUGAGCGCAUGCGCAGCUGCCAUGUCUUUUUUACAGUUUUGAUCAACAAUAGAAAGGUUAGGCAUCAGUAGACUUCGUUGUUCCCACUCGUACAAAUCAUCAUUCAAUCUUCACUUGUCCGUAGCUGGACAUAGAUCUCACUCAUAAUUUUCCAACCGUUGUCGGUCAGUUUUGCCCUUUUACAUAUAUAUUUCAAAAGCACAGUGAACAGUUUCGGUGAUAUGGUCGCCCCCGUCGUACUCCACAUUGUAUCGGGACCACUCCUUCAGAUGUCAUAAUACUUACUUACUUUUAUUCCUCUUCACUCCAUGCGGAGCAUAGGGCGUCAACUGUCUGCCUCCAUUCUGUAAUAUCCUUUGCACUAAUCUUUAUUUCUGCCCAGGUUUUCCCAAUAACAUUAAUUUCUUUCUCGACACUUCUUUUCCACGUUUCUACGGGUCUACCUGGUCUUCUCUUGCCAUGGGGUGGUAUUCUAGGGCUUGCCUCGCUAUGUCUGUAUCAGGUCUCCUUAGUGUGUGCCCCGUCCAACUCCAUUUCCUUUUGCAUAUUGUCUUAGAUAUAGGUUCCUGGUUAGUUCUUGUCCAUAAUUCUUGGUUUGAUAUGCGGUUUGGCCAGUAAAUGUUAAGAAUCUUCCUUAGGCAUUUAUUUAUAAACACUUGCAUCUGUCCGAUACAUUUUCUUGACACUUUCCGAGUUUCUAGUCCGUAUAAUAACACAGUCUUCACGUUGCUGUUGAAUAAUCUUAUCUUGGUUUUACUUGUCAUCUGACGUGAAGACCACAUUUACCUUAGCAUAUUGAAUGCGUUUUGAGCUAUUCCUAUUCUCCGUUUUACGUCCUCCUCCGUCCUCCGUUGUUGUUCAAAAUACUGCCCAAGUAGUUAAAUUUCUCUACCGUUUCUAAUUCCGUGCCUCCCAGUGAUAUUCCCAUUUCUCUUGGUGUAUUUAUUUUGAUUAUCAAUAUGUCAUAAUAAUAAUCGAUUAAAAUAAUUUAUUUGCCAAUUGAAGCACUUUUUCUUUAUAAGCGUGUUUCUUUUUUUUCAAUAACUAGACUUUCGUAUUUUUUAUCUUCAUUAUAUGUUCAGAUGCACUUUGUGAUGAAAAGACCUAUUGACAAAAACAAUAUUUUGGAGGUUGUCUUUGUAAUUUUAUGUAGGUGUUGCAUUUUUCUAAAGUUUGUUGUUUUUUCGAAUUAUGUAUCUGCAAUGUUGGAAAUCUUGGGCAUAUCCAGGCAUGCAUUAUUUUCCAAAUUAAUACAUUUUUUCAUUAAUUUGUUAUGUCAAAAAAAAAUUAUAAUUUUUAUUGUGCUGACGGUUAUUAUCAGGUGUUAACAGACACUUGCUGACUUAAAAAAGUAAUAAAUAAGAAUAAAUAAACUUGACAAUGUAUUUUUCUACCGAAAUUGUUAUAAAGUGGUCAAGAUCAUAGCCAGUAAAAUAGUAUUUUUAUAGAAUAUCGACCAUAAAAUUGUCAGUUUCAUAUACUACUAAAAAAUAAAAAGAAAAUGUCUUAUUAAUGGCUCAUUUAGCUUGAAAUUAUUGUUGUAUAUAUGUUGCUAAUUCACUGCAAACCGUACAUACUAUACUUGUUUUACGCAAGUAUAUUCUUUUAAAUAUUUAAAGUCAUUUUAAUACAAUGUUUUUUUUACCACUAAAUGGUAGCCUUGUAAAAAUUAAAGCCAAUGUUUCUCAAUCUGAAGGAAACAUAUAUCUAUAUAUAGUGCCAUUAUUUUCAUGUAAUUAUUAGUGUCUUUUUUAUAAAUGUUUCUAGAAAAUAUCAUAUUUAAAAUGUACACUUGUUAUAUUAGUGAGGAUGCAGCCACUAACAACUACAGAGUCAGCUGAAACAGCCUAAAAAAUUUGAGAGAUAGAUACAUUUUUAAGAAUGCAACUGAAAAUGAUAUAGUUAAAGUACGCCACUCCUUCCACAUUUGCCUUAAUAUAUUGUAAUAUAGCUAAUCAUAUUGUCCCAAAAAAACUCAGAUGGGUCGUCAUAUACUUCCUUAAGUAAAAAGAGACAACUCCAGUCACUUAUAUUGCUACUCGUAAUAUGUAUCAGGUUGAGUUCUAUUUCUGGCAGGGAAUUGAAAUUGUGGAUGGUACAAUGGUUUAUAUUUAUUAUUGAGUGUAUCUCCUAUAUUUUUUUUACUUGGAGAAAAUUCUGUCUGCAGUAAUCAGUUUUUUCCAACAUUUUAGUUAGACCAAUAUUCAUAUUAUAAAGAACUAAAAAACUCGAAUCUUAACUAGAAGAUAUCGCUCUGAAUGGCUUGAUUGAGCUUGUAUUUACAGUUUACUUUAAUCUCUAUUGAGACUCACUCAAUGCAUACUUCGGUGUAUUAUUUCUACAUAUUAUGGCAUUACAUAUUAUUAUAUAUAGUAUGGCAACAUACUAGUCGGUGCGUUUUGUUUCAUUUCAAUCUUCUUACAAGUCUAUCUGAUGCUGGAUAGAUUAUGAAACUCGUGUACGAGAAUGGUAAAAGCCUUGAAUUGAAUCGAACCGUCUAUACAGGGUGUCCCCGAAAAUAGUUCCUUCCUUUAAGGUGUAGAUAUAAUACACAAUUUAGAACAAAAAAGUUUUAUAACAUUUUUUCCUAAAGUUAACCGUUUCCAAAAAAAUUGUUCUCCAUAUGAGUAAAUUUUUAUUUUCAUAAAUUUGUAUGACCUGGCAACAUGGCGUAGAAGAACCUGUGACUGUGAAAUUUAAUCUAAUGGAACCCCUUGUUUAUUUACUAUUUGAGUUGUGAUUUUUAGGGUUGUUGACAUCCCUAGAUGUAGGCAUCUACCUGCAAAAUAAUUAUUUCUUGCUUUAAUAAUGUGGCAUUUUUGCUAUUAAUAUCCGAAUUAAUUAAGGUUUUGGAUUAAGGCUCGAAAUUUUACAUAACUUAUAACUUUUACUUAAGUACAUAACUAUGGUUCAAUUUCUAAAAUGUAAUUAAUGCUCUUAGGAAAAAUGAUUUGUAUCUAAUGUUUUUCUGAAAUCUAUUGAAAUAUGGAAUAAUUUUAAACGAAUUGAUAAAAUGUCAAUAAUUUACAAUAAGAAACACUUUAUCUUUUAACUAAACUAGUAGGUAUUAUGUAUUUAUUGUAUUUCUUAAGCUUUAAAAGUGUUGAAUGCAAGGGUUUUAACUGAAUUACAUAGUUUACAGUGGAAAUUAAUUACAGACAACGUUUAACUAUUACCACAUUUGACGUCGUGUUUGCACGUCUUCAAGAAGUACCGGCAAAACAUUUUGCAAAAAAUUUAUAGGCCUCUCCAUUUAGUGUUCUGGGUAACUAAUAAAAUAUUGUACCCUUUACCCUUUCUGUAUCCUUUACAAAUUCCUCGUUGAUAAGAAAUACCUGUUCUUUUUGAAUAAAACUAAAUUACCCCAAAUAUCAAAUUUCAAUAACAUCAAGCAAUGGUUUCUUUCUUGCUUUGAUGGCAUUCUUGAUUUGUUUGAUAUGAGGGGACCAGGACGGGGUGAAAAAAUGUAAACACUAGCCAUUUGGUUGAUAUUUACAUUUUUACUUUACUACCUACCAGAUACAAAUGACCUACAAACCUACUAUUUUUAAAUGUGUCAACCUUUAGCUUUUGUGUUGCACGGUGUUGCCAGACUUCAAUUUGCAUAUCAAAAUGUAUUUUCGUUUUUUGUUCAAACGGCUGAAUUUAGAAAAAAAUGUUAUAAGACUUUUUUUGCUCUACAUUGUGCCUUCUAUCUAUACCUUUAAGGAACGCAUCAUUUUCUUGGACACCCUGUAUAUAUUAUUAAUCUCUCUAAUAUAACCUUGAUUCUUGAUUUAAAGACACAAAGGCAAGAUACAAACUUGUUUAUCAACAUAGCCGGAUCUUUUAAGGUGUCCCACUGACUUCAGUGCGCAUCUCUUACAAUUAUGUGCCAUUUUGUAGACAUUUUAUUUUUAGUCUUACAGUAUGCCGUAUGCCUCACCUGUCUAAUAUAUUUAAUGGGAAUUUACCAUAAUUUUAAUUGAAAAUACGUUUAUUUUCACGUCUCAACAUCAAAAAUCCUUCUCAAAAUACAUAACUUGAUUUAAUCCAAAUCUCUUUCCUGGAGCAUUCUUUUGAUGUCUGGAAACAGCCACUAGUAGGUGGUGGUCAGACCUGAAGAGUAAGGUACUCGUGGAAGCAAUUGAAAGUGCAAUUAUGUCUUCAUUUGUGCCAUUUUUGCAAUUUUUUCUUUCAAAAGUAUCAAAAAACAUUGUAUAAUCUUUGUGAAGGUUAAAGAUUGCCGAAAAGAGCUCUAGAUAAUGAAAUCCAGGGUGAAGGACCACAGGAAGGCCACGGAAUAGGUAGGGGGAAGUUUGGAGGUAUAGUUUGGAGGAAGCUUGAUUUGGGCUGUAGUGUCAUUGGGAGAAGGCAAUAUUCAUUUCAGACAACAUAUCUUCCUUGUAAGGUGUUACAGUGAUUUCAGCGUUUCUAAAACAAUUUUGUGUCUUUGUAUCGAACAAUUUAGUUGUGGCGUCAAAAUAUGCGUUAGUUUUUGCAAUAAUCUCAUGGCUUGAUGUCAUUCUCUUUCCUGGAUUAUUUAUUUGAGGUCUGGAAGCAGCUGGUAGCCAGAUCUGAACAAUCAUUUCAUUUAUUUUGUCUCCGUUACCUUUGAGAUGCUCCAUUGUCUUGGUGAAAGGCAGUUUUUCUUCUAAACGUAUCAAUGUUAUGGCACAGCAUGAUAAUUUUGAUUUUGUUUAGCUGUUUGAAGCACUCCUGCCUGCAGUCUCCUAUUGAACUAAGUUGCUUGAUUAUGCAGCUAGGAAAUACAUCUUCUUACUAAACACUCCCUUAAAUAACAACUACAGAAAACCAUAUCUCCCAUUAUUUCUCUUCAUCGGUCCAAAGUACUCUUAUUUCCUGAAAUGAAUGUCGACUCGAUUCAAAUUCUCUGUUUAACCCAGGUAUGACAAUACCAAAAGGCACCGUUAGGAAAAUAUUCCAAUUUACGGUUCAGGGAACCUGUAUAAAUCGAGUCUUUGUACUCUAAUACAGAGUAUGGCAUUAGUAAAAUAGAAAAUCUACGGUUUCGUUUUGAUUUAAAUUUGUCUCCUGCCCCCGAUAGUACUAUUUCUAGGUCUACCCGUUGUCAAGGAGGCUAUGCAGAAGACAAAUUCACACCAACACGUCCGUAGUUUCUCAGUAUAAAAUAAACUAUUUAUACCGCAGUAUGGUUAGAACGCCCUCUAACGGGGAAUAAGUGAAAUGAAUGUCGACUCGAUUCAAGUUCUCUGUUUAACCCAGGUAUGACAAUACCAAAAGGCACCGUUAGGAAAAUAUUCCAACUUAUUAUUCCAAUUCCUUUCUGUGGAAGACAGGCGAAAAAAUUCAUCAUAGAAUUUACACCAAAAUUUACGGCAAAACUAAUAGAAAAUACAGAAAAACCGUCAAAGCCAUAGUAGUUCUGCUACAGAGCACUGUAAGCUGAAUAGGCAAUUGAAGGUGAUGGGACCUAUGCAGAUUCUGUUACCUAGAAGAAGAUACAGACUUUGUGAUUAUACUUAACCAUUGUUUUUGACGAAGUCCGAUUUACUCGAGUUAGAAAUUUUGUUUUAUUAAAGAUUCCCUUUUCAACAGUUUUUGGACCUAAUUCUUUUAAAAUAGUGAUAUGCUUCAAAAGUAAAUCAGUUACCAAACUAUAUAAAAUGUUACUGUGAAAAUGUUGCAUCUAUCUGUUCAGUUUUUGCAGGCUGUUGUCUGAAACUGUAUUGUACUAUGCAGGACACUUUUCUUGUUAUAUACCACUGUAUUCGUUGUGUUGUAUUGGUGCUUUCCCCAUUCUAAUAGAGCAGUAGAAAUUGUACAUUUGUAAACAAAAACCAAAGAACCUUUAUAUUUGUUGUUAAAGAUGUUGAAUAUCGGUCUGCAAUUAUGCAACAAAGAUAUUGCAAUUUAGCUGUGGUUAGUACAAUAUUACCUUCCUAGUGACUUUAAUAAGCUUAAUUUUUUUGUUUUUUAAUUAAUACAUAUUACCAUUAAAAUAUAUUAGGAUAUGUAUAAUUUUGCUAAAUUUAUGUUAUUUAUAGAAAAACUAUAUCUAAAUCUCGGUUAUGUUAUUAUUUUUAUAGCCUUUUGAUUGAAGAAAUGAGGAAAUUGUUGUCUUGUAUAAAGAAUUUUAUUAUCACACAGUGUAUGCUAAAGGUCUUCGUGCAAAAUUAUUUGAAACUAAUUACUCCA
Molecule: messenger RNA, 10495 nt
Organism: Diabrotica virgifera virgifera (western corn rootworm)
Lineage: Eukaryota; Metazoa; Arthropoda; Insecta; Coleoptera; Chrysomelidae
Gene: Mef2
Product: myocyte-specific enhancer factor 2
Exons: 8
Coding region: 595-1845 (416 amino acids)
Biological process (GO): cell differentiation; positive regulation of transcription by RNA polymerase II
Molecular function (GO): RNA polymerase II cis-regulatory region sequence-specific DNA binding; histone deacetylase binding; DNA-binding transcription factor activity, RNA polymerase II-specific
Source: RefSeq, a predicted model, not a curated record